Pochonia chlamydosporia 170 is the source of this 786-nucleotide messenger RNA. RefSeq names its product alpha-galactosidase A precursor. The record is from RefSeq and is a predicted model, not a curated record. The transcript has a single exon. Bases 1 to 786 code for a protein of 261 amino acids. NCBI's taxonomy places the organism in Eukaryota, Fungi, Ascomycota, Sordariomycetes, Hypocreales, Clavicipitaceae.
AUGGCCCCAGACAUUCAAUUACUCCAGGCCAGCAUUGACGAAGACGACGAAAGCGAGUUCCGAAUGCUUGUGGACAAAAAAGCCGUCAAAUACAUCACCAUCGCACCCGGCCUAUUCAGCAACGACGACAUGUGUUUCGCGCCCUCUCUCAUAUCUCACCUGCCGCCCUUCCCACCCGGCGGUUGGAACGAGGUGUUUAUAGCCCGCGAUCCAAAAUCCGGACAUGCCUACUUUGAGAGUGUUCGCACCUCACAUCUACCAGGCAUCACUCCCACCUGGCAUGUCACUCAAAUUGAUCACCUGGAGCUCACCAUGGGGGACAAGCUCCGCUCAAAUGUCUACGAGGCGACGUGCCCUCGCUUCCCCUCAACCGUGGUUGCCAAGUUCGCCCGAUUUGCAUGGGAGAUUCCCCAACUGGCAGAGGAAACGAGAGCAUACAGCCUGAUAGAGGGUCAGGGUAUUGGACCUGAAUUCCUCGGCUACUUGACUGAGGAGGGCAGGGUGAUUGGUUUCCUCAUGGAACAUAUAAAGGGGGCUCACCACGCCGAACCAGAUGACUUCCAGGCUUGUCAUCGCGUUCUAUCAAAGUUGCAUAAGCUGGGAUUGAAGCAUGGGGACAUCAACAAGCACAACUUUCUGGUCAGGGAAGGACAAGCGACUCUCAUUGACUUUGAUGUUGUUACGAAGGAAGCUGGACGGGAGGAACUGGAUGCGGAACUUGCAAGUUUGCGGGAUAGUUUGGCUGACGAGUCAGGAAGAGGGGGGAGGAUUGUCGAGGAGAAAUAA